UAUGGGGCGGACCUUUGGUUAGCUCUGAGAGUGUGAAACCGCGUGUGAAAGUAACCAGUGGAGGAGAAUAGAGUAGAGUGCGCUGUUGUUAUUGCUAUUAUAGAGAUUAUUAUUAUCAUCAAUACUACUGCUUUUUUCAUUACAUAAUUCUUUUUCCCCGCAGCAGGAUAUUUUGGUCACGUUUCAUCGGGUACUUUUGGUGGUGUGCGGUGUAUACUGAUCAGAUAUAACCUCGAGCUAAUCGUUAAUUGGGGCCACUGUCUCAAUUAACUUUUGACAAUUCAUUCGAGAAUAUUUUUGGAGUUUUUCCUUUUAAUUUUUAAACUUUGAUCGAUCGCCUGCGUGUGCAUGUUCUGCUCGCUUUUUUUUCUGGGUCGGUGUGGUGGAUCAUACUGCUCCGAGGAGGAAGAGCGAGGACCGCUCCUUCCUUGCUUCUCUCUGGCUUCCUGUCCUGUGUGAAUGUCAGGAUCCUGUCCGGUGACUCGUCGUUCCUCUGCCCUCGCUGCUGGAGUACCGAGAGGAGCCCGGAGAAGAAGAGUGGGUGGAUUUCAGUGCGUUCGGCGGGGGAGACUCUGAGUCUGAGCACUCGGGAGGACGGGGGGGCGGCCGCUCUGUGUGGGUUCCUCCACGACGACGGCCCCUUUUCUUCGGGGACACUAGUCCACCAUGAGCGUACCCUAAUCUCCGGUUGCCCGCUCACUGAUUCCGCUUUCGUCCAAGCAAGCGGCGCGCUUGAAACGCGCUUGAAGAGCCGAGCCGUACCGUGCCGACUCCCGCAGGGCUCAAGGAUGUUCCCUCAGAGCAGGCACCCGACGCCGCACCAGGCCCCCGGGCAGCCCUUCAAGUUCACCAUCCCCGAGUCUCUGGACCGGAUCAAGGAGGAGUUCCAGUUCCUCCAGGCCCAGUACCACAGCCUGAAGCUGGAGUGCGAGAAGCUGGCUAGCGAGAAGACGGAGAUGCAGAGACACUACGUCAUGUACUACGAAAUGUCUUACGGGCUGAACAUCGAAAUGCACAAACAGACCGAGAUCGCUAAGCGACUGAACACAAUCUGUGCACAAGUCAUCCCUUUCCUGUCACAGGAGCACCAACAGCAGGUGGCUCAGGCAGUGGAGAGAGCCAAGCAGGUGACCAUGGCUGAGCUCAAUGCCAUCAUCGGGGUACGUGGACUUCCUGGUCUUCCUCCUACACAGCAGCACCUGUCGCAUGGACACGGCCCCCCGGUGCCCCUCACGCCGCAUCCCGCCGGACUGCACCCCGCCGGCCUGCCUCACUUGGGGGGCAGCGCCAGCCUCCUCGCUCUGUCCAGCGCCCUCGGGGCCCCGCCUCACCUGCCUGUUAAGGAAGACAAGAAGAACAAUCAUGAGUCGGACCACCACAGAGAGCGAGAGCCAAGCACGAGUAACUCCAUGUUGGUCCCGGAGAGCCUGCGGGGUUCUGAUAAACGGAGAAAUGGGCCAGAAUUCUCUGACUCCAAGAAGCGAAAAGUAGACGACAAGGACUCCAGUCAUUAUGACAGUGAUGGAGAGAAGAGUGAUGACAACCUGGUUGUGGAUGUCUCCAAUGAGGACCCUGCCUCUCCCCGGGGCACACCUGUCCCCUCACCCAGGGAGAAUGGCCUUGACAAGACACGCCUGCUGAAGAAGGAUGCCUCAAGCAGUCCUGCAUCCACAGCCUCAUCUGCCAGCUCCUCCUCCCUCAAGUCCAAAGAGAUGAGCCUACACGAUAAGGCCAGCACACCAGUGCUCAAGUCCAACACGCCCACUCCACGAGGGGAUGCCACACCAGGGACGAGCACCACACCUGGGUUGCGGCCCGGCCUCUCGAAGCCACCUUCCCUGGAGCUCCCCCAUCCACCAACGGCAGGCCUCCGGACCCCACUGGCGGUACCAGGACCAUACCCUGGCCCAUUUGGGAUGGUGCCACCACAUGCAGCCAUGAACGGGGACCUGAGCAGCCCAGGAGCCCCCUAUGCUGGCCUCCACAAUAUCUCCCCUCAGAUGAGUGCGGCAGCGGCGGCCGCAGCAGCGGUAGCAGCCUAUGGACGAUCCCCCAUGGUUGGCUUCGACCCACAUCCGCACAUGCGAGUACCUGGGAUUCCUCCCAAUCUGCCCGGGAUCCCAGGAGGAAAGCCGGCCUACUCCUUCCACGUGAGCGCUGACGGGCAGAUGCAGCCCGUCCCCUUCCCUCCAGAUGCUCUCAUUGGCCCCGGGAUCCCACGCCACGCCCGCCAGAUCAACACACUGAGCCACGGGGAGGUGGUGUGCGCUGUCACCAUCAGCAACCCUACCCGCCAUGUCUACACAGGGGGCAAGGGCUGCGUCAAAGUCUGGGACAUCAGUCACCCCGGCAACAAGAGCCCUGUCUCCCAGCUGGACUGCCUGAACAGAGACAACUACAUCCGGUCAUGUAAGCUGUUGCCUGAUGGCCGCACGCUGAUAGUGGGCGGAGAGGCCAGCACGCUGUCCAUCUGGGACCUGGCUGCCCCAACCCCACGCAUCAAGGCGGAGCUCACCUCCUCAGCCCCUGCCUGCUAUGCCUUGGCCAUCAGCCCUGACUCAAAGGUGUGCUUCUCCUGCUGCAGUGACGGCAACAUCGCCGUGUGGGAUCUUCACAACCAGACGCUGGUCAGGCAGUUCCAGGGCCACACGGAUGGAGCCAGCUGUAUUGAUAUUUCCAAUGAUGGUACCAAGCUGUGGACAGGAGGCCUGGACAACACUGUGAGGUCCUGGGAUCUUAGAGAGGGCCGACAGCUUCAGCAGCAUGACUUCACGUCACAGAUCUUCUCGCUGGGGUACUGUCCUACGGGUGAGUGGCUGGCUGUAGGGAUGGAGAGCAGCAAUGUUGAGGUCCUACAUGUGAACAAGCCAGACAAAUAUCAGCUGCACCUUCACGAGAGCUGUGUGCUCUCCCUUCAGUUUGCCUACUGCGGUAAAUGGUUUGUCAGCACAGGGAAGGACAACCUACUUAAUGCCUGGAGAACACCAUAUGGAGCCAGUAUAUUCCAGUCCAAGGAGUCAUCCUCUGUGCUGAGCUGUGAUAUCUCUGUGGAUGAUAAAUACAUUGUCACAGGCUCUGGGGACAAGAAGGCCACAGUCUACGAAGUUAUCUACUGAAAACCAAAGUCAUCCCGUAUUUUUUGUACACACACAUAAACGGAACUGAAUGCAGUCGACUCAAAAGUUCCCAGGCCUGCUGUAAGUUCUGGGAAGACGUGCUCAGCCAUGGAGCCUGUAACAAUCUUGGAUCCAUCUAGUCCAGAGAAACAGCGACUUGCCAAGAGAGCCCUGUGAAUGGAUAUACGGAGAGAAGCUUCAGCAAAGCGCUCAAACCACCACUUGUCCGUGGCUCGUCGUAACCUUCUAGAGGAAAAGAUUUCACCUCAAACUGUUGUACUGCCAGACUCUCCAGCCUGGGCCUUUGUGAACCUCUUCCCUUUAGUGACGCCUUCUGUCCUCACCCUUUUGACUUCUGGUGAUAUUUUUGAUGGUCAAGCUUAUGUACAAAUUGUAUAUAUUUGAUUUUACAGUAAAUGCUUUAGUAUCAACAGGAAUGUUUUCAUAUGUCUCUAAAAUAACAUAGCAAGGUUAACUCUUGGUCUAAAUGCUAUCUAAUAUAAUUUGAUGGAUAUGUCUUCAUAAAUUUUUUUUAACAAAGUGUUUCAUUUUCAAAUAUUUUGAAUAUGUUUUCAGAGGUGUGGUGAUGUGCUUAAGAUGCAGGAGGGUGACCUGAAGCAGCUUUUCUUUGCAAUGGACACUAAAGAGGCUCUGCAACAUGAGCCCAGCAACUCUGAGGUGCACUGAGCCAUUGUGCCAUUGUGGCUUCAUGGGUUAGUCCCUCCAUGUUUUGUAACACAGCCACAGAAAUAGGUGACAAGCAGUGGGUUUUGUACGCUCUCAAGAACAUUGUCUCAGAAUGUAAUGUAAUAAAAUAAAACUGCAAAAUUUCACCUCCUGUCACAUUUUCUUAGUUAUGAAAGUUCUAGUUGAAAUGCAGUGCUUUCCAUGAAAUACCCUGUAACUGUACAGUAAAAUGACUCAAUUAUG
This is a messenger RNA of Scleropages formosus (Asian bonytongue), 4046 nucleotides long. RefSeq names its product transducin-like enhancer protein 1. The transcript is spliced from 20 exons. The record is from RefSeq and is a predicted model, not a curated record. The coding region runs from base 789 to 3116 and encodes 775 amino acids. NCBI's taxonomy places the organism in Eukaryota, Metazoa, Chordata, Actinopteri, Osteoglossiformes, Osteoglossidae. Gene Ontology annotation, biological process: regulation of DNA-templated transcription; negative regulation of canonical Wnt signaling pathway. Gene Ontology annotation, cellular component: nucleus; transcription regulator complex. Gene Ontology annotation, molecular function: transcription corepressor activity; protein binding.